UUUUUUUUUUUUUUAAAGGAGUGAAUGAAGAGAUUUGAUGACAAAUUAAUACUAAAUGUCCUUUUCUGCUGGAAAUACUUUAUAUAAUGUUCAUGGUGAAAUCUGUAAUACCUUUGGCAGGUUUAAGUAUGUAAGUUCUUCAAAUUGUUAAGAAUUGCCUAACAACUCUAGAAAAUCAAAGUAGUAUGUAAGCGAAAAGCGUAAAUUCAUAAUUAAAGUUUUAUAUAAACUUAGGUAAAAAAAUCAUAUUUAUGAGAACUGCGAUGAGCUUCGUUUUCAUAAUAUGUUCUGGAAAUCAUCGCACUCUGGAUAUGACUCAGUACUGUAUAUUUAGAAAGAAUGUAAUAUAUUUAUUUGAACAAAAUAUUGAAAGAUAGGGUAAAAUUUCUAUAAGCAAAAGCAUUUUACUUCGUACAGAAUGCGAACAACAUCAUGUAGUUAGUUACGUAAUAUCAAGACCAUAAUAUUAUAGCUAUGUGUAUAGUCCUUAUCUAGAGAUAUGUAACCUAUCAUUUGACAAAAGAAAUAUUUUAAAGGAUUUUCAUGCAUAACCAAACAGGAAAGAAGCCUUGUGUGUAUGAGAUAUGUAAUUCAGACAUGUAUGUGCUUAUUCACACAGUACAUAAAUUUUAUGUACCUAUGUAACAGACCAUUUACCCUAAAAUGCAAGUUAAACAUGCAUAGUGAAGAUAAACCUUAUGAGGAAUAAAGCAAUUUUUUUCAACAAAAGAUCCAGUUACACAAACAUAUGUGUAUACACACAGGAGAAAAACCUCAUGUGUGCAAGGAAUGUAAUAAGUUAUUUAUACAAAAGGAUGAAUUAAGCAACCAUAUGCUCAUCCACACAACAAAUUGACUUUGUAUGUGAGGAGCGUAAGAUGUGAUUAAGAAAUAAGUCAUUUAAAUCAACAUACACUUAUUUACACAGUAGAAAAACCUCAUGAGUGUGAGGAAUGUAAGUCAUUUAGAGGAAAACAUGGUAAAUGUGCAUCUACUUCACUACACAGAAACUUUAUGUGUGUGAUGUAUGUAAGAAGUCAUUUGGACAAAAGAGUGCUUUAAACAAGCAUAUGCUUAUUCACACAGGAGAGAAAUGUCGUGUGAGGGUUAUGCAACAAGUCACAUACCAAAAAAACGCAAUUUAAACAUUCAUAUGCUUGCUCACACAGGAGAGAACCUCAUGUGUGUGAGGUAUGUAACAAGUCAUUUAGACAAAAAUGUGAAUUAAACAGGCAUGUGCGUAUUCACACAGGUGAGAGACCUUAUAUGUGUGAGGUAUGUAAAAGGACCUUUAAACAAAAGGGUACUGUAAACAAGCAUAUGCUUGUUCACACAGGAGAAAAACGUUAUGUGUGUGAGUUAUGUAACAAGUCGUAUGUACAAAAGUGUGGUUUAAAAGUUCAUUUGCUUGCUCACACAGGAGAAAAACCUCAUAAGUGUGAGGUCUGUAACAAAUCAUAUAGACAAAAAUGUGAUUUAAAUAAGCAUAUGUUUAUUCACACAGGAGAGAAACCACAUGUGUGUAAGGUAUGUAAUGCAUCAUAUGCACAAAAAGGUUAUUUAAACCAGCAUAUGCUUAUUCACAUAGAAGGGAAACAUCAUGUGUGUGAGUUAUGUAACAAGUCAUAUAGACAAAAAGGUGCUUUAAACAAGCAUUUGCUUAUUCACACAGGAGAGAGACCUCAUGUUUGUGACAUGUGUAAUAAGUCAUUUAGACAUAAAAAACAUUUAGACAAUCAUAUGUUUAUUCACUCAGUAGAAAAACCUCAUGUGUGUGAAAUAUGUAGUAUGUCAUUUGGGCAAAAGAGAUAUUUAUAUAAGCAUAUGCUUAUUCACGAGGAAGAGAAACCUUAUGUGUGUGAAGUAUGUAACAAAUCCUUUAAUGGAAAAGCUGAAUUAAAUAAUCAUAUGCUUUUUCAUACUGGAGAGAAACCUCAUAUCUGUGAGAUAUGUAAUAAAUUCUUCAGACUAAAGAGAUAUUUAAAUAAUCAUAUGCUUAUUCACACAGGAGAGAAAUCUUAUGUGUGUGAGUUAUGUAACAAGUCAUUUAGACAAAAAGGUGGUUUAAACUUGCAUUUGCUUGGUCACACAGGAGAGAAACCUCAUGUGUGUGAAGUAUGUAACAAAUCAUUUAGACGAAAAAUCGAUUUACAUUAUCACAUGCUUAUUCAUACUGGAGAGAAACCUCAUAUGUGUGAGAUAUGUAACAAAUUUUUCAGACUGAAGAAGUAUUUAAGUGAGCAUAUUGUAAUUCACAGACGAGAGAAAACGCAAACCUGACAUAUAAAAAUUCAUUUGUGGUAAAGGGUAGUUUAAAUGCCCAUACAUGUAUCGACAUCAGGAGAGAAACCUCUUGUGUGAAGUAUGCAAGAAAUAAUUUGGCUAGAGGAAGAAUUUGAAGGAACAUGUUUAUUUACAUAAAAUAGAAGCUUUUGAGUUGAAGCCUUGUGUGUAUGAGAUAUGUAAUCAUUCAUUUAAAUGAAAAUUCAUUUAAAUUAACAAGCACCUUUACAUAUUGUGUCCAUUUAAGAGCUUUUUCCUUGUAUGUAACUUGUAAUUUUAUCUAAAUUUAAUUCAUCAUUUAUUAACUUCUAUAAGAGAAAAACUUCUUGUAUGCAGUAUACAUCGCAAUCCACAUGGUUUACAUCGCAAGAUUCUUUUAAAGAAAUGCGAACUUUAAGCAACAUUUCCUUAUCCAUGAUAUUAAACAAGUUUUCUGAUGAAAGAGGGAAGGAAAGUUGAAAAGUUUUGAGACAGAUUCAGUUAUUCAGAAUGAGAUGAAUGUGUGGUUCUCACAUUGCUCUCAUUCCUGAACAUGAGUCCUUCAUACUGAAUUGCACUUUGCUUAUGAUGUUGUUAAAAGUUUGAAUUUUUAAAUAUUAAAUGUAGUUGUAAAAUUUUAAUACAGUGGAACCUCGAGAUACGAGUUUAAUUUUUUCCAGCAUUGAACUUGCAUAGUGAAUUUUUUGUAUCUAGAAUCAAACCUCCCCAUUGAAAAUAAUGGAAAUCCAGCUAAUCCUUUCAGCACCCCCAAAAUCUCAUUACCAUCUCAUCUUCAGUCAACGUACCUGGUGUUUUUCGGAGGAGGUCCAUCUAAAGAUUCCGAGCCUUAGCGCAAAUUAUAGCUUCUGACACCAAAUCUCCUUUUAACUGCUUCUCGUUAAUCCACACCAACAACAGUUUCUUAAUAUCUUCUAGGAGGUUUGCAUGGUGCUUGGAUGUAAUAGUAAUUCCUUUGGCCACAUGAAGUUUCUUAAUUUCUUCCUUCUUCUUCAGAAUAGUGCAGAUUGUCGAUGUUGAAUGGUCGUAAGUCUGCGAAUUCCAUCACUCCUACCCCACACUUAUGUUUAUCUAUGAUUUCUUUCUUAAUUUCACAGCCAUGGCUUCCUUUUUCUAUUUUGCAGCACUAGUUGAGGUAACAAUCUUCUUGGGAGGCAUGGUGAAAUAAAAAUAUUUUCACAUUAAAAGUAAAAUAUUCAUUAAAGUUUUGCAAAAUAUGAAACAAAAAAUAAAAUUCCAAAUUUGGGCUUCCACAUUCCCAUAU
Molecule: messenger RNA, 3544 nt
Organism: Stegodyphus dumicola
Lineage: Eukaryota; Metazoa; Arthropoda; Arachnida; Araneae; Eresidae
Biological process (GO): regulation of DNA-templated transcription
Molecular function (GO): DNA-binding transcription factor activity, RNA polymerase II-specific; RNA polymerase II cis-regulatory region sequence-specific DNA binding
Source: RefSeq, a predicted model, not a curated record